AUGAGUCGAGAAACAAAUGAAAAUUUGAAAAGAAUAUCACCUUUUGCUAUUCCAACACAUUCUUAUUUAUUUGGAUAUACUCACUGGAAUGAAGCUCAAAAAAUUCAUCGGAAAUACAAAGCCAAGACUCAACAGAAAUAUGAAAGUAAAAAAAUAUUAGUUAAGCCAGAUAAAAAAGCUCCAAUUCAACUGCCAGUAGGAAUAACUGACGUUGAUCCGAGUUAUUUUACUGAUAUUGCUGGUCGUGCUAUAAAAGAAAAAUUUUCAAGAAGAAAAUACAUUGACGAUAUUCGAAACAUUUUAAAAACUAAGCUUACAACCGGUUAUUAUCAAGAUUACUGUUUAAGAGUAAAUCAACAGUUUUCUGAAGAACAAAAUGCCCUAGAAGCAAUUAAGAAGAAUUACCAUCAACACCUAAAUCUGUUUGAAGAAUAUUUAUCCCAAGAUAAUGAAGAUACUGUAAAAGUAAUUGAAAAAGCUCAAGAGGCAUCUCAAAAUAAUCGCAAAUUGAUGGCAAAACGUGAUCAAUUGUUAAAGGAAGUUGGACAAGUUUCUUUGAAAGUUUACCAUUGGAGAAAAAUUGGAAUAUUGUCAAAGAUUUGUCAUGAGUUUGUUCGUAAAAUGUCGUCAAGUCAUCUACAUACUCUAGAGAAACAUGAGUCCUUAAACAAUUCUAUCAAUAACCCGAAUAGUGAUGACCAAGUAUUAUCAAAAAGUUCUUUAGAGUGUCUAGUAGAUGCAUUUCAAAAGGACAUUACUGACAACCAUUUAGGAAGUCCAGAAGACAUAACUCUUGAAGAUCCUCGAGAACUUUCACAAAUUUUUAACGCCAUAGAAGUACGUAAUCUCGAUGCUUUAAUUUAUCUCGAAUCUUUGGCUCGGCCCAUGGAAGAGCUGACUUCAAAUAUUACUAAAGCAGAAAAUCUUAUUAAAGAAGAAAUCAGUAUCAUCGAAGAAAGUUUGGAAGAAAUUAAGUCAUUAAUAAAAUCAAGCCAACAGAGAGUCACUGAUCUCAAAGUUUAUGAAGAUUAUUUAUUGCAUCAAGUCUUCAGGGACUUAGUUUGCUCAGAAGCUGUGCUACAGCUGUAUGUUUUUAUCGAAGAUGCAUAUGAAAGCUGCAUUGGACCUAAUACUACUAAUAUGAAUGCUUAUGCAAUGAUGCAGGCAAUUGAAAAAACUUAUGAAAGUCUUAAUGUUGUUCUUGAUAGUUUACCACCCAAGAUUGUUGCAGAGUGUGAAAAGGAAGGAUUUGCUCAAGAAAUUAAAAAAAUUCGCGAAGCUGAAGAUGCUGCUAGAAAGUUCGAGUUGAUGCACCGACUACUCGCUGCACUAGAGCGAAUAAUGGUACGGUCAGAAAUGAGUUUACAGCCCAAGUCCAAAGAUAAAUCGACACUGCAUACACGUCAGAUAAAGCCAUCGAGCUCAAUAUCUAGUGUGGAUUUCAUGAAAGUAAAAAAACUUCAAUUGAAAGAAUUAACAAUGCCAAGACGAUAUCGUGAAUUUUCAAUGGAAGAUUACAAGUCUAUGGAAGAUCUUAAUAUUAGUAAUCUAACUUUCAAAAUGAAUAAAUCGAGUCAAGACAAUGCACCAAAAGAAACAGUAGCUACUGAUGAUAAUCACGACUGUCGUGAUGAAAUUGUAUAAUUUUAAUCGUUGCUUUUUUAGGAAUUCUAUGUUUGGAUUAUAGGAAUAACAAUAAUAAGUGUAGGUAGAAAUUCAGAGGAAAAGGAAAUGUCUCGUAAUAGUAGACUUGCGUAGGUGUAAGUCGAUAAUUCCGGUUUGGUUGACUUUUUUUUUCAAAAUAAAUAUAAAAAUUAAUUGAAUUAUGAAUUCACUGAUAAAAAUUAUCAAUUUGAUAUAUUUAAAAAAAAUUACAGUCCAAGUUUUUACAAUACUUAUUGUUAUUAAUAAGUAACAAUACUUUUAGAAUAAAUCAUAAUAAUCUAUAUAAAUCUCAUUGCGAUGAGUUAUAAAUUUUACAGGCUUUUUUAAAACGAUGAUAUUAUUUUCACUAUUGAUUGUAAUUUCCCUACGCGUAAAUAAAUAGUUAGAUGAGAAUAAUGCGUAGAUAAUUGUUAUA
Messenger RNA from Chelonus insularis, 2080 nucleotides. RefSeq lists its product as uncharacterized. NCBI's taxonomy places the organism in Eukaryota, Metazoa, Arthropoda, Insecta, Hymenoptera, Braconidae. The record is from RefSeq and is a predicted model, not a curated record.